Ruditapes philippinarum (Manila clam) is the source of this 2872-nucleotide messenger RNA. Its product is annotated as adhesion G protein-coupled receptor L4-like. Gene Ontology annotation, biological process: G protein-coupled receptor signaling pathway; cell surface receptor signaling pathway. The coding region runs from base 262 to 1719 and encodes 485 amino acids. Gene Ontology annotation, cellular component: membrane. The record is from RefSeq and is a predicted model, not a curated record. NCBI's taxonomy places the organism in Eukaryota, Metazoa, Mollusca, Bivalvia, Venerida, Veneridae. Gene Ontology annotation, molecular function: G protein-coupled receptor activity. The transcript has 2 exons.
AAAUAUCUCGAAUUUUUUCGAAACAGGCGAAGUUAUUAAUGACAUAAAUACUAUUCUUAAUUCACAUUGUUCAGUUUUGUAUUGACUUGUUAGUUAUACAUUAACCUUAUCAGUAUGUAUUGUAAUAAUGUAGCAAAAAUAAUAGCAACUGUAACUCUAUCUUUAAACUGUAACACUUGUGAAUGUGUCAAUGAUAUUAUUAUUCCGUUGUUCAUUUUCUAACCACAGAGAGACGAAUGGACUCUAUUUUGUACACAAGGCAUGGCUGAAAUAGAUCAAAUGUGCUUACCUCCAUUUAAUGAAACACCGUCUACAAUAAUGCUGGCUAUGAACAUCAUACUGGAACCAAUGAAUGGAGUAAAACGGAAAGAUUUUUACACACUGUAUGAUAUAAUUUUUACCAUUUAUGAUAAAACUAAGCACAAAAUGACAAUGCUUAUCUCGAAAGACGCAAUGAUACACAAUAUCAAGGGGUCUUUACAUUUCAAGACAGACCACGAGAUAACAAACUUUGAUACAUCAACUGCUUUUAAAUUGCAAAACUUACAAAAUGUCAAGAUAUGUGUUUCUCAGUCUAACAAAGAAAACACUUUUCAUUUUGAAUUGCUUUGGAACAGACAGAAACUUUCCUUUGACUCGUUUACGCUGAUUGUACUAGAACCAGAACCGUUUUGUCCGAGAGUGGCUCUGCCUAAACAAGUAUUUGUUUCUUGCAACAUAUCGCAAUUAUUUUCAAAUCUAUACACUAAAGAUUUUUUGUCCAAAACACUUUCCGAAAAUGAAACGCAUUUAUUCUUUUGUCAUGAAGACUACUUUAAACAUUUAAGUAGUUUACAAUCGGAAGAAAACAAUUUUCAAGAGAAAGAAGGCUAUUAUACUUCUGGAAAAGCCUUAGCUGUCUUGACCAUUGCUUGUUUAAUUGUAUCAAUAAUAUCACUAGGUUUUACACUUGUUGUAUAUGCUGUUUAUCCAGUGCUACGCUCUUUACCUGGAUUAAUAAAUAUGGCAUUAAUUACAAGCCUAAUCGUCUUCCAGUUAGUAUCAUUUGUUCGCACGGUUGCAAAUAUUAACAUAAGCUGGCUUUGUACUUUAAUCGGAAUUUUCACCCACUUUUCAUUUAUUUUGUCUUUUGCAUGGAUGUUUGUUUGUACGUUUCAUAUGUUUAAGGUGUUUGUUUAUAUCAGAAACCGUUCAGUUGACAGGAAUGAAUGCCGAAAAUUUGCAUCUUAUUGUAUUUUUACAUCUAGUGUUGCAGUUUCUCUGGUGGUCAUUACAAUUGUCAUAUCCGUCGUGAGAUCUGAUGGCGAAGACACAGGCUAUGAGGGCAUAAUCUGUUAUUUAAAGGACUCUACACUUAUACUUUAUCUAGUUGCUCUUCCAAUUGCUCUUGUGAUUCUCUUUAACAUUGUUAUGUUUUGUGUUGUAGUUUACAAAAUACAAAAACACCCAAUUUUGGCUUCCUCAAAUCCAAAAGAACGUCAAAAUAUUACAGUAUUUGCCAAAUUAUCAACAAUAACUGGAAUGACUUGGAUAUUUGGGUUCAUUUAUACUUUUACUCAGAUAGAAACGUUUGCAUUUAUAUACGUCAUACUGAAUGCUGGACAAGGAUUAUUCAUAAUGCUUUCAUUCGUUUGCAACCGUCGUGUUUUUGAUAAGAUAUGCAAGCAAAAAUUAAGGAGAUCGACCACAAGACAGGCAACUCGUACCACUGAUGUGUAACUGAGAUUUCAUUCGUGUUUUUAGUAAAGAUUCGUCAAAAGUUAUAAUGUUCAAUUUUUCGAAAAUGAUUUCAUUUUAAUGAGUGUUGAAAUAAAAAGUUAUCUAUUGGUAUUUUAUAUAUUUAUAAAUCUUAGUGUUGAUUCUUCUUCACAUAUUUUUGCUACAGUUUAAAUAUUUAUGUUUUAAAAUAUUAGUUAUCUAAAAUCAACAGAUUUACGAUAUUUCAAUAGCUGACAAAUUGAUAACUUGUUGAACAACUUGUUUAAAUAUGUAUGCAUGUAACUGUUUAAAUGUAGGAUUGCUAUCAAUAAGCGUGCAAUAAGGCGAGGUGGCAGCUAUUAUAGAUAUACGCUCGGCUUUUAACCAGUUUAUCUUCUUUAUAAGCUGCAUUUGCUUAGUUUAGCAUCUAGAUUUUUUUUAGUUUGUUACGAUGUUUAUAAAAUUAUAUACCAACAAUGAAUAUCAUAUUGCAUACACUUUAGGCUGUGGUGUUAAUGUUUUAAUAAAUAUGACAUAACGAAUAGAAGUAUUCUAUAUUUGGGGUUCCCCACCAAUUUUGAAUAAAACUUUGACCCAGCAUUUUUGUAUAUUGUGUGGAAUGAUAUGUAUAUUUGAUGAAUGUUUAUAUAAACAAUGUGAUAUGAUUAAAAAAUAAUACACAAAAAAUGGGCACUAGCCGUUGAAAUAUACUAUGUAGCAUGUAAUCGAAAGAAAUGACUUUUAAAUUGUGAUAAAGCUUUAAAAUUGAGUGCUAGUUUUGUAAUAUCCUGAAGCAUAAGUUAAGUUUGUAUGCACUUUAUAUGCAUCCUUGUUAUUGUGGAAACUUACAUUCAACCAUUUGAUUUGUUAAGCUAUGAAUAUGAAACACGUGUCAUGCACAUGUGUAAGUAUCUGUGACAUUGUUUUAGCAAAAGCGAAGAUUUUGUUAAGACCCGCUCGUCGACGUCGGCGUUUGCGUUCGUUAACAUUUUGAUAAAGUUAUUGUUUAUCGCUUUAAUACUAGUAAAGCUAUUUCAUUGAAAAUAGGAAGCACCUUGAUAUGGUAAAACUAUCAUGAUUUCCAUUUAUAUUCUAUUGACGUUAUGUUUGAAAAUAUUAUUGUAUUAUAGAUUAUGUAAACAGAUACAAAUCUAAAUAAAGUAUCUGUUCUGUU